Ananas comosus (pineapple) is the source of this 2422-nucleotide messenger RNA. RefSeq names its product protein downstream neighbor of Son. The transcript is spliced from 15 exons. Gene Ontology annotation, biological process: nuclear DNA replication. Bases 358 to 2208 code for a protein of 616 amino acids. Lineage: Eukaryota; Viridiplantae; Streptophyta; Magnoliopsida; Poales; Bromeliaceae. Gene Ontology annotation, cellular component: nucleus. The record is from RefSeq and is a predicted model, not a curated record.
AACUCAUCUCUCUUGCCGCCCAUUUUUCUCUCUUCUUCCCACUCAAACCCCUCUCUCUCUCUCUCUCUCUCUCUCUCUCGCUUUUGCUCUCGCCCCGACCCUUCCUUGUCGUCGCCCCUCUCCAUCCCUCUCGCUCGGCGUGGACUCGUCACGUCGUCUUCCUUCCCCAUUUCGAUCGGGAAUCAGAGCUCGAUCUUAAGUUCCUCUUCGAUCGGUGGUGGAGGAGAGUGUUACUUGUCAAAGGGGGAGAGAGAGAGAUGCUGUCAUAGGAGCUGGAUAUUAUGGCAAAAGCUGCUGUUCUUGAAUCUUCUGCAACUCAACAGUUUUUCUUUCGGGAAACUUAAAUCAGAUGUGAAAAUGAAGAGGAAGACCCCGUCGGAGCUAAGAGGAGAGCAGUUGAAGCGAAGGACCCAUGAAUUGCUUGUUAAUGAGGAAUUGCCACCUCUACAGGACUAUGAUAGGGCUGAUAAUAGGACUGCUGAUGGUCCCAAGAAAGCUGAGCACCUGAAGAUUCCAAAGUACAUUAAUACUCGUAUGGUCGAUGUAUAUCCUAUCAAAAAGUCAAGUGAGAGGUGCAGAGUACUAUUUGGAAAAGAAAACGUGAAGGUCCAAAAUCAGGAUCAUUCAACUGCUUGUGCAAAACCUGGCGACCUUAGUAAUGCUACUAUUGCUUGUAGCUUUUCAACGAAGGCUACAUCAUUUCCAUGCGGUGAUGGAGUCACUGCUGACAGUUUGGAACCUUCUGACCCAUCUGUUAGAAAUAUCGCUGGUGAUGGUUUUCAGAAGAUUGAUAAAUGUAGCCAGAAUCCUUUGCGCAGUGUUGUUGAGCUCCAUGUUGGAAACGAGAAGUUGGUUGAUUCUGCCAAACUUGAUAUGGAAAAAGCACUUAAAGGAUUGGUAGCUCGUGAUGUUCCUUCCACUUCUUCACUGGCUGAUUCUUCUCGAAGACUUGUUGAUGUUCCUUCUAUCUCUUCAGAUGUCUAUCCCUCCGAAAUUCACAUACCAGGGGAUAAAGUUCCUUUGGAUUUUACCUUAAAAACUUCCUUAAGAUUAGUCUCAUCGUCUUCAGUGAAGUGGUUCCACAAGGUAAGGGCAAGCUUUUCUACAGCAGGGAUUAACAGGUUGACUUCUCAGUGUUGUAGCAAGAGCCAAAGUUUUGGCUGCACGUCUGGUACCAAUGUGCCGAGCGAGCAAUUUUCAAAGGCUUUAUAUUCAUGGGUUUACCCUCAAUCUUCUUUGCCUCCUUCCAUCAUAUCAGCUAUGGCUUCAUCAAGUAUAAAGGGAGAAACAGACUUUUUGCAGAAAAGGCAGCAUGACUGGGAAGAUUCAUUUUGCAAUCUUUACUAUAUGCUAAGAAAGAACAAGUCUACUAUGUUUUAUGUUUAUACAUCACAAUUUGUGGUUCUUUUCAUUGGUGGGGUCUUUUUGGGUAAGAAACAAUCAUGUAAUGCUUACUUGUCACAAUCAACUCGUGGUUUGCGGUCCUUGCUCAAAAAACAUGAUAUUUGUUUCUCAAUGCCUCUUUGUCGUGCUGAAGUUGAGCAAGCUAGCGAAGAUGACUUGGUUGAAUUAUCUGAAAUUGAGAAGCGUAACCUAGGCCAGGCGUUCCUAUCAGACUCUUUCUCUGAUAUAGACAAUACGCCUCAAUCUCUCCUGUCAUUUAUUGGAAAUGAGAGUGUCCAUGGUUUAUACGACUUUUUAUUAAACUAUAGGUUCUUUCUUAGCUCCUUUAGUGGUGUGGAUGUUCCUGUACUCUACUCCCCUGUACCAUUCCAAAAUGCUUGUUUUUUUAUUCCAGAGGUGAGAUGCAAGGAGAUGAGGAAAGCCAACAUGGUUGUUCCCUCUUCAAGGGGGUCUGAAUCAGAAGAACAAACCGAAGCUAUUCUUGGUUCUUCUGGCAAUGGUAUUUGCUAUAGUAUCGAGAUAAAGGAUACUAUUCUUCCCCCAUGGAUUGUUAGCGGAGUCUGUGCUACAAUGAGCUCGGAUGGAAGGAGUUUUGACUCUGUCUUUUCGACAGAGCCUUCAUCAGUUGGCUUAAAUGUUGCCAUGGACUCUUUCUGCAAGAAAUCUGAAUCAGAUAAGCAUCUUUCAGAGAGCUGUGAUGCCUUCGGCAUUUCUGAAACAACACUGGUGCCGUCAUUGCGCUCUGUAUCAGUACGACGCCUCAAGUAUGCCGAUGGUGCUUACGUAGCUUUCACAACUGUGUAAGUUCUUGUGACCUUUACAGGUGUAGCUCAGAAGGAAAAAAGUGGAUAUAGCGGAGCUUUGUGGCGGCAUAUGGGUUUCCACAUCAACUGUACGCUCUUUGGAUCGAUUUAUCUUGUUGGUAAUUCAAAACUUAAAUGAAAGACAUCCAUAUUACGACUGAGAUGUCCUGUUAUGACUGUCAUUAUAAGAAAUUUUGGUCAUCGUUUUUUUGGCG